UUUCCCUGCCCCUUUCCUGACCUCAUCAGAAGGAGGAGCUUAGCGUCCAGACUUUCUCCUACCUGUGUGUCCCUGAUCAUGGCAACUCCUGGCCCACUGACUCCUGGAGUACCCUUUGACCCAUCGCAGCCCCCAGCCAUUGAGGGCUUUAACCCCACUGUCUCCAGCGACCCAGAAGGCUUCAGGGAAAAAUUCCUUCGCAAGACUCGUGAGAACCCAAUGGUACCCAUAGGCUGCCUGGGCACUGCGGCCGCCCUCACCUACGGCCUCUACUGCUUCCACCGAGGCCACAGCCAGCGCUCCCAGUUCAUGAUGCGCACCCGGAUAGCUGCCCAGGGCUUCACGGUCGCAGCCAUCUUGUUCGGUUUAGCUGCAUCUGCUUUGAAGUCUCGACCCUGAGCUCACCACCAGGGCAUAGCAGCUCCGCAGAGGUCAUUCCCAAACCCAGGAGCAAGCACCAGCCAUGCCAAGAGACUUAUUCCGUCCUUUGACAUGCUUCUGUGUUAUUGUGUAACUGAUAGAGAUUUUUCAGAAAUCCAGACAUGGUUGGUUCAGUUUAGGUGUUGCAUACUUCUAUUUGUGCCCCACCUCUUCCACUCCCUGUGUAAUAAAAUAUAGUCCACUUGUA
Molecule: messenger RNA, 628 nt
Organism: Heterocephalus glaber (naked mole-rat)
Lineage: Eukaryota; Metazoa; Chordata; Mammalia; Rodentia; Bathyergidae
Gene: Higd2a
Product: HIG1 hypoxia inducible domain family member 2A
Biological process (GO): mitochondrial respirasome assembly
Cellular component (GO): mitochondrion
Source: RefSeq, a predicted model, not a curated record